UAAACGGUAGACCUUUACGUUAAAAAGUAGUAAUAGCGGCAUUGACGUGCAUCAGGCUAUUCGCCGCAAUUUGCGGAAACGUGGUGCGCCACCCGCUGUGGCGCACUGCAGUUCUAUUGCGCUUUUGAGCUUUUUUGAUCCAUGUUUAUGGCUAGUUGCUUUUGCGAAGAAAGUUCAUGCCCCUAAAGCGGGCCGACCCAGGAAACCAACUUUGGGGUCGACUUCUUUUCCUUGAGGAGGGCCUUUCUAUCUUUUCACGAGGAGCUUUAACAGAGAGCGGCGUGGGGCUCCUGGACUGCUGAGUUCUUGCAAGCUCUCCACAGCAAAAUGGCCUCCUCGAACAGCGCAAGCGGCCCUGCCAAGGCCGACGAUGGCGUCAAAUUUACAAUUACUGUGCAAUGCAACGUUGGGGGCGAGAAGAGGGCGGUCUCCUACACGGUAUUCAAGCGGACGCUCAUGAGCCAGGUGUUCGACAGCAGCGUGCAGUUUUUCAAGUUGGACCCGUCGCAGGUGAUUCUGGUCGUCAAAAACAAAGUGGCCCUUACGCAUAAGUGUGUUGAGGACUACAGGUUGUCAGAUAAGAGCGUGCUGGACUUGAUCAACCUGAAGGAGGCCCCUACAAUCGAGCUUACCCUGCGAGAUCAAGCAGGCAACAGCAAGACGCUUACAGCGUCAACCUUCCAUCCCCUCUCAGACGUCGUCAAGGCGUUCUGUAAGCACCUCGGCGAGGAGACGGGGUUCUCAGACCUCUACCACGGCGGCAUCGCACUCGAUCUGGACGCCUCGCCUGCCAGCAUCGGACUCAAAACCGGGGAGCAGCUCUUCUGCUACUGCUACAAAGCAGCAUGCAAGCAGCACUGGGUGGCAGCAGGCAAGCCGGAGCAGGCCAAAAGCCUGCGCUUCAUCAAGUUCUACUUCUCGGACUGGAAGUACGGCUACAAAACGUUUCCCAUCUUCCGCCACGACAUCAGCACGCCCAUGGAGGUCCUGAUUAAGACCUUUUGCGCCUGGCGCGGGCUCGAUUACGAGCAGACGGGGUUCCUGUAUUCGUACACCUACAAGCAGGUGCAGCAGGGGGACACUGCCACGAACAAGGCGCUUGCAGAUGGCGACACAAUCCUAGCCUACAGCCGACAGGAGCUGCAGGGCCGCCUUUGGGACGCGGUGCUAGCGGGUGCCUGCCAGCCGGUGGUGGACCUGUUGGAGCAGGGCGCGGAGCUCUCCACCAGCAUAGGGCCCGAGGAGUGGGGCAAGCACCCGCUGCAUGCGGCGGUGGCGAACGGCCAUGUGGACCUGGUAAAGCUGCUGCUGCGGGGCGGGCCAGCUGCGGCAGGCGUGCCCGCGGAUGCGCAGCAGUCACAGCGGCUCUCCCAGCAGCGGCUGUCGUUGUUGUCGCGGGGAGCAGCGGAGCAGGGGCAGAGGGCUGCUGGUGGCGUGGAUGAUGUUGAUGAUGGGGACGACACGGAUACGGAGAGCAGCUCCAGCGGCAGCAGUACCACCAGCAGUGGCAGUACCACCAGCAGCAUCUCGGACAGCGGCCUGGGCUCCGGAUACGUCGGGUCGGGGGUGCAGCCUGGCAUCAGCAGUAACAGCUGCAGUCCCAGCGCUGCAGCUGCAGCUGCAGCUGCGGCGGCUGCCGCCCUGCUGAGCCCCAGCGGCGGGUGCGAUCCGAACCAGCUGGACUAUGCGAGCGACCCGCCGUUGUGGCAUGCUGUGGAGAACAACCUGGUGGAGCUGGUGGAGCUGCUGCUGGCGGCGGGGGCCACGGCGGCGGACAUUCCACCCAGGGACGGCAGGCCCAAGGACCAGGCUAGCACCGGGUACUCUGCCUGCCCGCACGCAGCUCGCAAGGGGCAUGCGGAGACGCUGCGUGUGCUGCUGGCCGCGGGAGCCAACCCCUGGCUGCCGGACGCGGACGGCUACACGGCGUACGACUACGCGUUGGAUCAUGCCAAGCCGCCCGCAGUGGUGGCGGCGCUGCUGGAGGGCGACCCACGGUUCGCGGAGAUGCAGAGGAGCUUCCAGGCCGCCUACCAGCGCAUGUGUCAGAUGCUCAAGCGCACGCAGCGCUACCCCGCCCUGGGCUGCCCCUGCCGCACCUGCAACAGCCUGCUGGAGAUACGCGCGCCGGAGACGGAGGCAAGCAGGAUGGUUCGCGAGCAGAUCGGCUGCGUGGCGCUGGUUCGGGCGGUGCAGGCGGGCGGGCCGCACUGCGUGGAGGUGAUGGAGCUGCUUCUAAAGCACGGGGCGCUGUUGGACGGACAGGACUACGACGGGCGCACCGCGCUGCACCAGGCCAUCCGCUACAACCGGCUGUCUGAGGCGGCGUGGCUGACCUCCAAGGGGGCGCACCUGGACAUCCCCGACUUUGAGGGACUGCUGCCGUUGCACCAGGCCGGCUGCUCCGGUUUCUGUGACAUCACCCGCCUGCUCGUGAACGCCGGCGCGCCGCUGAACCUGCACACCAUCAAAUACGUAUCCCAGGAGGCCCUGGACGCCCAGGCAAAGAAGCAGGCCGAGGGGCACCUGGGAUCCAAAAAGGCGAAGCGCAAGCAGCAGCUCGAUGUGUCCGGCCUCACCACCAUUGGCGGCAACUCGCCGCUCGCAUUGGCUAUCCGUCAUGGACAUGGCGCUAUCGUGGAGUUUCUACUGUCACAGAACGCGGUGUUUGAUUUGAAAAACGCGGCGGACAGCUCCGCCUUUCAUGCGGCGCUGGACAAGGGCAGCGCCGCCAUAGCGGGGCUGUUGCUGCAGCAUAUUAACAAGAAGGCGAGCGCAGGAGGGGGUGGUGGGGGCGGUGGAGGAGGAGCUGUAGCCGCAGCGGGUGCAGCAGGAGGAGGAGGAGCGGGGGGUACCAGCAGUGGAGCGGGGGGCCCUCGGAGCUCCCCUGCAAGCACGAGCAAGGCGCUGGCGACGCGCGAGAGGGACGGGCGGCUAACCAGGAAGGAGUCGAAAAGGGAGAGCAAGGAGGGCAAGGAGCAGCGUGAGAAGGACCGGGACGCGAGCAGUGGAAUUGCGAGCGGCGGGAAUGAGGCGGGAGGGCCGGGUGAUGGUGCAGAUGGGGCAGGAGGCGGAGCUGCGGCCGCUGUUGCGUCAGCUGCUGAGCCUGCUGUUGCUUUCGAUGCGGGUGCUGGGCUGCGAGAGAUGGUUUUAAAGGAGCGAGAGCGGCUCAGACAGCAGCUGGGCCUGAGCAGCAGCAGCGGCGCUAGCGCCGGCAGUGGCAGCGCUGGCUCCGGGCAAACGCCAGCAGAGCCCAAGCCCAUGUUGUCCAUCUUUGCGCGCAACGGCAGUGCGACUGCUGCCGUACGGCCCGCAACCGGCCCCUCGGUGCAGUCGUCUUUGACGUCCGCGCCGCUCCAACCCACGCCAGCAGCAGCAGCAUCUCAGGCGCCAGUGAGCGCAACGACUCCGGCAGCCGUUCCCGUUCCCUCGUCGCAACUUACAUCUGGCGAUAACGGCAGCAGCACUAGCACAGGCGCUGUCAGCAGUAGCAGUAACAGCAGCAACAGCGCGAGCGGUAAGAAUAGCGGUAGCAGCAGCAGCGCCGCGGGCGGUAGCUUCAGUGACAGCAGCAGCAGCGGCGGCGGCCUGGAAGGCAAGGGCUCUGGCAGCGGCAGCGGCAGGAGCAGCAGAGAGUCAUGCGAUUCCGGUGCCUCAGCGGUUGGCGGCUCCAGCGGGAGCUCCCCGGCACUCACUCCGCCUUCCUCCGCGUCAACAUCUCCCAAGGUGUUGACAGACGAGGAGGGACAGGCGCCGGGUGCCAUGCAGCAGGACAAGCAGCAUCCGCAGAAGCCGCAACCGCAGCAGCCACAGCAGCAGCAGCAGGGCAAGGGUACGGGUCCGCAGGCUGCGAUAGUUCCGGUGGCAGCGGCUCCCGCAGCGGUAAAGGCGUCCGAUGCCACCCCAGCACCUACCGCCUCGCCGGCCAA
This is a messenger RNA of Astrephomene gubernaculifera, 3929 nucleotides long. Lineage: Eukaryota; Viridiplantae; Chlorophyta; Chlorophyceae; Chlamydomonadales; Astrephomenaceae. The record is from the annotation of a GenBank genome assembly.